AUGACGACUCCAAUCCAGCGGAAUCUGGCCGAGAAGAACAAAGAGUAUGCAGGAUCGUUUACAAAGGGGCAUCUGGCGCUUCCGCCGGCGAAGAAAUAUGCCGUUCUGACGUGCAUGGAUGCACGAAUCGACCCUGCAGCCGCAUUCGGAAUCGACCUGGGGGACGCGCACGUCAUCCGAAACGCAGGUGCGUCGGCCAAGGACGCGCUCCGCAGCCUGAUCAUAUCGGAGCAGCUCCUGGGGACGCAGGAAAUCCUGCUCAUCAAGCACACGGGAUGCGGGAUGCUGACGUUCGGCAACGAGGAGGCGCGGGCGCUCGUGGAGCAGAAUUUGGGCAGGGAGGCGGGAGAGGAGGUCAAGGGGCUCGAUUUCCUGGCGUUUCCGGAUUUGGAGGCGGAGGUUCGCAAGGACGUGUCGUGGCUGGCAGCGCAGAAAACGAUCCCGCAGCAGGUCACGGUCAGCGGGUGGGUUUACGAGGUCGAGACAGGCAGGGUCAGGAGGGUGGAGUAG
Messenger RNA from Diplodia corticola, 510 nucleotides. RefSeq names its product carbonate dehydratase. The transcript is spliced from 3 exons. NCBI's taxonomy places the organism in Eukaryota, Fungi, Ascomycota, Dothideomycetes, Botryosphaeriales, Botryosphaeriaceae. Bases 1 to 510 code for a protein of 169 amino acids. The record is from RefSeq and is a predicted model, not a curated record. Gene Ontology annotation, molecular function: zinc ion binding; carbonate dehydratase activity.